Messenger RNA from Colletotrichum paranaense, 1818 nucleotides. RefSeq names its product endonuclease/Exonuclease/phosphatase. Bases 1 to 1818 code for a protein of 605 amino acids. Gene Ontology annotation, molecular function: catalytic activity. NCBI's taxonomy places the organism in Eukaryota, Fungi, Ascomycota, Sordariomycetes, Glomerellales, Glomerellaceae. The transcript has 4 exons. The record is from RefSeq and is a predicted model, not a curated record.
AUGAAGGUCGCCUCCCUCUUCCUCUCCGCCGCUGGCGCCGCCUCGGCCUUGACCAUUGCCGAGAUCAACGGCAACAAGUUCCUCUCCCCGUACAAGGACCAGUCCGUGACCAACGUCACCGGUCUUGUUCUCGCAAAGGGACCUGCCGGAAUCUGGAUCCGCUCGACGACGCCCGAUGACGACGCUGCCACCUCCGAGGCGCUCUACGUUUACGGCAGCACCGUUGGCGCGAACUUGACCGUAGGCGACCUCAUCACUCUGGAUGGAAAGAUCCAGGAGUACAGGUCCGCCACGAACUACAUCUAUCUCACAGAGCUCAGCUCCCCCAAGAACGUCGUCGUCGUUUCAAAAGGUAACGCGGUCACCCCGCUCGUCAUCGGCGUCGACACCCUGCCCCCGCCGACGGAGCAGUACAGCGGCCUCGACGGCGGCGACGUCUAUGCCGUCCCCAACGCCGUCGCCAACAUCUCCACCGAGAACCCCGUCCUCAACCCGGCCCUCUACGGCCUCGACUUCUGGGAGUCGCUGAGCGGCGAGCUCGUCACAAUCAAGAGCCCCGUUGGCAUCUCUCGCCCCAACCAGUACGGCGACACCUGGGUCAUUGGCGACUGGCCCGUCACCGGCCGCAAUGCGCACGGCGGUCUCACCAUGUCUGACAAGGACUCCAACCCCGAGGCCAUCAUCAUCGGCUCCCCCCUCGACGGCACAAAGAACCCCGAGUCCAAGAUGGGCGACGAGCUCACCGAGAUCACCGGCAUCGUCACAAACGCUUUCGGCUUCUACCGCAUUCUGCCCCUGACCGGCAUCACUAUCGCAAAGAACGCCACCAACAACGCGCCCGCCACCACCCUCGUCAGCCGCGGCGACUGCAGAGGCAUCACAGUCGGCGACUACAACGUCGAGAACCUCUCUCCGACCGUCGCCCACCUCCCCUCCGUCGCCGCCCACAUCGUAGACUACCUCAAGACCCCCGACCUCGUCUUCGUCCAGGAGAUCCAAGACGACAACGGCGCCACCAACAACGGCGUCGUCUCCUCCAACCUCACCCUCUCCACCUUGACGGCAGCCAUCGAGACCAAGUCUGGUGUCGCGUACGACUGGGUCGUCAUCGACCCCGUCGACGGCAAGGACGGCGGCCAGCCGGGCGGCAACAUCCGCGUCGCGUACCUCUACAAGCCCGACGUCGUCGAGCUCUACAAGCCGAACCCGGGCGGCGCCCUCGACGCCAAUGAGGUCCUCGAAGGCCCCGCGCUCAAGUACAACCCGGGCCGCAUCGACCCCACCAACACCGCGUGGGACGCCAGCCGCAAGCCCCUCGUUGCGCAGUGGCGCGCCGUUAACGGGCCCGUGAACAAGACCUUCUUCACCGUCAACGUGCACUUUGCGUCCAAGGGCGGUUCCUCGUCUCUGCACGGCGACCCCCGUCCUCCCGUCAAUGGCGUCGUGAACCCGCGUAUCGAGCAGGCUAAGAUCACCGGCUCCUUCAUCGCCGAGAUCCUUGCUCUCGACGCAAACGCCCGCAUCAUCACCGCCGGCGAUUUCAACGAAUUCGCCUUCGUCGAGCCCCUCAAGGUCUUCGCUUCCACCUCGGGUCUCAUCGACCUCGAUGAGGCGGUCGGCGUCCCCGUCGAGGAGCGCUACACCUACGUCUACGACAUGAACGCGCAGGAGCUGGAUCACAUGUUUGUCAGCCCCGCGCUGGCGAACAAGAACGGCACCGCGUACGAGCACAUCCACGUCAACUCGUGGGAGCUGUAUGAUGAUCUUGUUAGCGAUCAUGAUCCUUCUGUUGCGCUGUUCAAUGUUUGUGGAUGUUAG